This is a messenger RNA of Ahaetulla prasina, 2869 nucleotides long. It is a transcript of the gene TSPAN2, whose product is annotated as tetraspanin 2. The record is from RefSeq and is a predicted model, not a curated record. The coding region runs from base 106 to 768 and encodes 220 amino acids. The transcript is spliced from 8 exons. NCBI's taxonomy places the organism in Eukaryota, Metazoa, Chordata, Lepidosauria, Squamata, Colubridae. Gene Ontology annotation, cellular component: membrane.
GGGGGUAAAGGCGCCUGCCGCGGCUUCUGAGCGACAGGGAAUCAGCUUGUUCUGGGCUGCCUGCAGACGGAGGAAGAAAGCACGCGAGGAAGAGCCGCUGCUGCCAUGGGGCGAGUGCAAGGAGGGAUGCGCUGCGUCAAGUUCCUGCUCUUCCUUUUCAACUUCAUCUUCUGGUUGGCAGGUUCAGCUGUUAUCGCUUUUGGACUAUGGCUGCGGUUUGGAAAUGUUAUAAGAGAUUUAGCGACUGACGAGGCCUCCCCAGAAUAUUUUUAUAUGGGACUGUAUGUACUGAUAGGAGCAGGAGUGCUGAUGAUGGCAGUAGGAUUUUUUGGAUGCUGUGGAGCAGCACGAGAAUCUCAGUGCCUGCUUGGAGCGUUUUUUUCUUGCUUGUUGGUGAUUUUUGCUGCUGAAAUUGCUGCAGGAGUUUUUGCUUUUCUGGGCAAAAAAACGGCUGUCAACGAAGUCCAAGCUAUCUAUGAGAAAGCAUAUGAAAACUACAUCAGUGAUCAAAGCAAAAACAAAACCCUCAUCAAAUUUCAUGAUGCGCUUCAAUGCUGUGGGAAAGACAGUGACGUUCAAGUAAAACCCACCUGUCCAAAAGAUAUUGGAUCGACUAAAAACUGUCUGACUGAAAUAGAGAUUCUCGUUAAUUCAAAUCUUCAUUUACUUGGCAUUGUUGGGAUUGCAAUUGCUGGAAUCACAAUCUUUGGCAUGAUCUUCAGCAUGGUCCUUUGUUGUGCGAUCCGAAACACAAGAGAUAUGCUUUAGAACGCUUCCUGUAUCACAUUAUUUUGAACCCAGGACUGAAAGAAAAGCUGCAGCACAGUUCUGAAGAACUGCUUGCCCACUCAACUUAACAACUGUAAUCCAUUUUUUAAAUUAGGUGUUAAUCAACUGACAGAAAAGGGGAGUGUUUGAUGAGUUCAAGAGUUUCCUGUGAUUGCAUUUAAAAUUUUAAAACAAUUAUGACAUGAGCAAGUAAGAUAGGCUAACAAUGCCUUUUCAAGGCCAACAGUGACAUCUAAAAUUAAAAUUUAUUUGAAGUAUGACUUUGCACAGCUAUGGAGGAAUAGGCCCUGUAUGUAUGUGUGCUUGUUUUGGUGCAGAUGCACUUAUAGCUGUAUAUACAGUCCCUUUGAUUGUAUGUAUGUUUUGUGAGUGUCUCUAUCUGCAUGCAUAUUUCUGCAUUAUAUAUAUUAUGCAUGCACAUGUGUGUGUAUACACACACACUUGGGUACAUUUCUUGAUAAAAGGUUUUUCACAAUUGAGUCCUCUUUACUAAUCAUUUUUGGAGAAGCAAAUUCCUGUAGGAAAGUGAGUACUCUGUCCUAUCUUCUUUCAGUCUUUGGAAUGUCCCGUUUAAGAUAAUGUCAGGCAGGAUAGACCAGGACCACAUGUGAAGUUGCAGUUAAAGUUAUUUAUUAGUACUCUUGCCUAUGCACAGGAAUCUACUCCACUAAUGGUUAGCACUGUUCUGGCCUUAGAUAAGGAUCAAAGGAAGUCAAAAGGGUUGCACUUAGUCCAUUUGUGGGUACAUAGAGACUCUAGGCUGAUUUCUCUUUUGACUCUGCCCCCCCCCCCGGGGUUCUGCCACUCCUCCGGAUAACUAUAUUUAAAGAAAUGUGUUCUGCUUCUAGGCAGCUCUCCCCUUGGAAGAUUGUGUGUGUGUGUGUGUGUGAUUUAUAUAUUUAUUUAUAUGCAGAAUUGUAUAUAUGAUAGAGAUUGAUGGGGAACUCACUGGCCUUUUUAAAGAAAAGCAGAGCAGAACCCAAGAGCUAGUACCAAACAAGCAGAGAGCAGUGAAAAGUUUCGGUUCAAAACAAACUUUCAUUGUGACUGAGACAUCCUGUCCAGUCAUGAUUUUAUGUAGGAUCUAUUUAAAACAUGUCCAGGUACCUCGAUGAGGAACUUAAUUUCACUCAAAAAACUGUUCCUUGCUUGGUUUUUUUCCCCCCCAAAUGCUAUUUAGUAUUUAUUGUCCUAAUUAUUUUUAAUAUGGACCAAAAAGCCUUACUGUAGCAUAAUCUAAAAUUGAUGCCCAAAUUAUUUUACACAGUUACUAUGAUGAUUACUCAGUCCCUAAAUGCACACCAUAUCCCAAUGGCCAUUUCAGGCCAUUGUAACAUAUCUCUUAAAGUAUGUUGGUACAAAAUCAAUUCCUGUUCAUUAGGACUUGCUCUUUCAUUAGUGCCCUUAGAAAUGCAGCUUAGUUAUUUGCUGCAGGGACCAUAAUAACCAUAAUGCUGUUUGCAACCUUUUAUUUGCUAUAACAAUUGCAUGCUGGCUUUACACAAUAGGGAACAUACCUAAUAUACAAAUAAUAUUUAUCAUUAGCUUCAUGGUCCAGUCAAAGUUAACCAUGCACUUUCAUUGAAAUCAAUACUUCUCAAGCUUGGGUAAAAAUUAAUUCAAUUUGUAUAUGCAUAUUUGUGUGUUUAAAAGAGAUGCUCUUAAAAUAACAUGUCCAUCCACAAAUAUGCAAUGCAGCUGUAUGGCAUUUUGAAGUUCAAAGCAAACUUCAAAAGCAUGAGACAAGUACUUCAGAACAGGAUUAUGUGUAUAGGAGAAUACAGACAGUCCCUGAAGACCCUGAACAAAUGUUCAGCAUUACAUUUAAAAAUAAAGAGGAGGAGGAGUUGUCAUUAAUGAUGUCAAGAACAAUAACCAGUAAUGGUGACAGUUAUGCAACCAGUCCAGGCACAGAUUUCAUACCGGGCUUCACACUUCAGUUGUUUGAACUGUGAGCACUAAUACAUUUGGGAAGAAACAGAAAUCUUAUAUUGAAAGAUGAGAAACUCUACGUGUUUAAAGUUGCCCUAUAUCCUGUACCUAAAAAAGUGAUAUCCGACAAAUUAACCGUCAGAUUUCA